UAUCACAGCAUGGAAGUGUUCACAACCUACGACCUGCUGAGUUUAAAUGGAACUAGAGUGGCCGAGGGACACAAAGCCAGUUUCUGUUUGGAGGAUUCAGAAUGUGAUGAAGGGAUUGAAAAGAAGUAUGAAUGUGCUAACUUUGGUGAGCAGGGCAUCACUGUUGGCUGCUGGGAUACGUACAGACACGACAUCGACUGCCAGUGGGUCGACAUCACUGAUGUCAAACCUGGGGAUUAUGUUUUCCAGAUUAUAAUUAAUCCAAAUCACGAGGUGCCGGAGUCAGACUACACCAACAAUGUCACUAAAUGCAGAUGUCGCUAUGAUGGCCACCGUGUGUGGAUGUACAGCUGUCAUAAUGAUCAGGCGGGCGACCAGGAGGCCGUCCAACAUAAAGCAGGGGUUCCGGUGGGUGGCCAGGAGGCCGUCCGUCACAUGGCAGGAGCUCGGGAGAGCGACCAGGAGGCCGUCCAGUAUCACGAGCCAGUUCAGAGGGGAAAUGGGGGGACCCACGGUUCAGCAACAGACAUGGUGACCCAGGAGGCUGCUGUUGACCUGGAGAUCUGA
Molecule: messenger RNA, 567 nt
Organism: Nematolebias whitei (Rio pearlfish)
Lineage: Eukaryota; Metazoa; Chordata; Actinopteri; Cyprinodontiformes; Rivulidae
Product: lysyl oxidase homolog 2B-like
Exons: 5
Coding region: 10-567 (185 amino acids)
Biological process (GO): peptidyl-lysine oxidation; sprouting angiogenesis
Molecular function (GO): copper ion binding; protein-lysine 6-oxidase activity
Source: RefSeq, a predicted model, not a curated record